AUGCCAAACCCUUGCCUGAUUCUGUCACAGACUCGCGAUACAAAGUGUAAAGGUGAACACGAUGCCGACAAGUCGAGUCUCACCGAGAGCGAAAAGGAGGAACUUAUUGCGGAGUUGAAAAGAACUGAAGACGAUAUACAGACGCUUCAGCAAGUGAUAGCGGCUCGUUUAAAGCACGCGAAUGAGAUCAAGCGGAAGUUAGCGAUUACUCCAUGGCAGGAAAUAUCGCAUGAUGUUUCCGAAGGACUUCGAACCGUUAAAGAAUCAGAAGCUUUUCACGUUACUAACGAUUUGAUUCAUCAGGCGACGGACGCGCUGUCCACAGUUGGAAGCAAGGUGUCCAGUAAAAUCGGUCAGCUGCGCAGUACGAGCACAUUCAAGUCAUUCGAGGAACGCGUCGGCUCAGCAUACGCAAACGUCAAGAAUAAAAUCGUGACUUCGACAUCUUCCGAGCGUUUGGGACCAGAGAACGAUUCAAGUGCGCCUGGACAGGCGACUGCGGCUCGUUCGCAGCCGACCACGCCACCUGUGCCGCCAAGUUAA
Soboliphyme baturini is the source of this 543-nucleotide messenger RNA. The record is from the annotation of a GenBank genome assembly. Lineage: Eukaryota; Metazoa; Nematoda; Enoplea; Dioctophymatida; Soboliphymatidae.